Oncorhynchus mykiss (rainbow trout) is the source of this 1426-nucleotide messenger RNA. Its product is annotated as acidic leucine-rich nuclear phosphoprotein 32 family member D. Gene Ontology annotation, molecular function: histone binding. Gene Ontology annotation, biological process: regulation of apoptotic process. NCBI's taxonomy places the organism in Eukaryota, Metazoa, Chordata, Actinopteri, Salmoniformes, Salmonidae. The record is from RefSeq and is a predicted model, not a curated record. Gene Ontology annotation, cellular component: nucleus.
UUUCUACUCGGCGCAAACAGAUCAUUCGCAUUUGACCCACUUUCUGACUUCCACGAACGCAGCUCUCUCUUUUCGCUUCAAGAUCAUCAACCGUAGCGAGCAAGGCUGUAGAAACCCAGAAAACGGUCCAACCAGAUCCGAGAGAUAAGAGAGGAGGGGGGGAAAAUGGACAUGAAAAAGAGAAUUCACCUAGAACUGAGAAAUAGGACGCCGUCGGAUGUUCAGGAGCUUGUCCUGGAUAACUGUCGGUCGAACGAGGGGAAAAUGGAGGGCAUAACGGAGGAGUUUGAGAACCUGGAACUGUUGAGUCUCAUCAACGUCGGCCUCAUCAACGUCUCAAACAUACCCAAACUGGGGAAAUUAAAAAAGUUGGAGCUAAGUGACAACAGGAUAUCCGGUGGUCUGGAGGUGCUGGCUGAGAGGCUGGUCAACCUCACACACCUCAACCUCUCUGGGAACAAGUUCAAGGACAUCAGCACACUGGAACCACUGAAAAAGCUUCCCAUACUGAAGUCCCUGGACCUGUUUAACUGCGAGGUCACCAACCUGGGAGACUACAGAGAGAGCAUCUUCAAGCUCCUCCCGCAGCUCACGUACCUGGAUGGCUACGAUAUCGAAGACUGCGAGGCCUCCGACUCGGACGGCGAGGGAGACGGGGUCGAGGAUGAAGAUGAUGAAGAGGGGGAGGAGGGAGAGUCUGAAGAGGAGGAGGACGAAGAGGAGGAGGACGACGAAGAGGUCGUUGCAGAGGAAGAUGAUGACAGUGGGGAGAGUGGAGAGGAUGGGGAGGUGAACGGCGAUGUUGACGACGAUGAUGACGAAGACGAUGAUGAAGACGACGAAGACAACGAAGGAGAGGAUGACUCUCCUGUGAAAGGAGAGAAGAGGAAGAGGGAUCCUGAAGAUGAGGAUGAAGACGAUUGAGUGUCCCUCCCCCGUCCCACACACCCCUCGAUAUCUGAGAUCUCCUGACCCCUCCAUAUCUCAGAUACCCCUCCAUAUCUCAGAUACCCCUCCAUGGCCUUUAGUUGCCCCCUUACUGCCGCUAUCACCCGUCUCCCCUUUUCCCCCAAACCCUCCAGCCAACCUAGUGGCACCCUAUUCCCUAUAUAGUGCACUACUUUUUGACCAGAGCCCAUAGCCUUGAAAAAUCCUAUAGGGUCACAAGUAGUGCACUGUAUUAGGGAAUAGGGUGCUUUUUGGUACUCCAUCCUACACGCGCACCCCUUUGCUUGAGUUGCCCUGUGUCGUGGUAAUUUGGGGGGGGGGGGUGUAUGGGUAGAAUCCCGAAACAACCGGGUCUUUCGUCACCGCGCAACAUUCCGUGACAUCACCGGGGCGGGGACAAACUCGUCAACCUCAGCUGUGUCCCAAAUUAAUCCCUGUUUAGUGCACUGGUUUUGGCAAGGGCCCCUUGUUUUAUUUU